AGCUCUGUUGGUGGGAUACUACUGAAAAAGCCGGGUAGAUUUGCGGUCGGACGGUGACGGCGUGGUGCAGUCUAUCUUGUUGGAUGACUGUAAAUACUCGGCGCUUUCGUGGAUGUUCAGAUUAAUACUGUAUCUAUACCACGGAGUUCUUUUAUUUCAGUUAUAGAGUUUUUUAAUUCGCUAAACUCCCGUGAAGAACGAACAAAAAGAGGCGCUCACAAUGUCCAGUACUGAAAACAACAGCGUGGAGGCAGAGCGGCGGAUGGAGGAUGAGCAUGAAGGAGAGGAUGGAAAGGCUGAGCCUGAAGAAGGUGGUCAGGAAGUGGCAUCGCCCUCUAAACUGUCUGACGACAAACCGCCUUUCUUGCCAGCGUAUGAAGAGAAAAUGCAAACGGACCGCACUAACAGAUUUGAGUACCUGCUGAAGCAGACGGAGGUGUUCGCUCACUUCAUUCAGCCUGCCGCGCAGAAAACCCCCACCUCCCCCCUGAAGAUGAAGCCCGGCCGCCCCCGUCUGAAGAAGGAUGAGAAACAGACCCUCCUCUCCGCUGGGGACAAUCGUCACCGUCGCACCGAGCAGGAGGAGGAUGAGGAGCUGCUGAGCGAGAACAGCAAGGCCACCAACGUGUGCACCCGCUUCGACGAGUCUCCCUCCUACGUGAAGAACGGUAAACUGAGGGACUAUCAAAUCAGAGGGUUAAACUGGCUGAUUUCUCUAUACGAGAAUGGAAUCAACGGGAUCCUUGCCGAUGAAAUGGGUCUGGGGAAGACCCUGCAGACCAUCUCCCUGCUGGGCUACAUGAAGCACUACAGAAACAUCCCUGGGCCGCACAUGGUGUUGGUGCCCAAAUCCACCCUGUACAACUGGAUGAACGAGUUCAACCGCUGGGUGCCCUCGCUCAAAGCCGUCUGUCUCAUCGGAAACCGGGAAGAAAGGAACGCCUUCAUCCGGGACGUGCUGCUACCGGGGGAAUGGGACACCUGUGUGACCUCCUACGAGAUGCUCAUCCGGGAGAAGGCCGUGUUCAAGAAGUUCAACUGGAGGUACCUGGUCAUCGAUGAGGCCCACAGGAUCAAAAACGAGAAGUCGAAGCUUUCGGAGAUCGUCAGAGAGUUCAAGACGACCAACCGCCUGCUGCUCACCGGAACCCCCCUUCAGAACAACCUGCACGAGCUUUGGGCCCUGCUCAACUUCCUGCUCCCCGACGUGUUCAACUCCUCAGAGGACUUUGAUGCCUGGUUCGAUACCAACAACUGCCUCGGGGACCAGAAGCUGGUGGAGCGUUUGCAUAUUGUGCUGCGGCCCUUCCUGCUGCGUCGUAUUAAAGCCGAUGUGGAGAAGUCUCUCCUCCCUAAAAAGGAGGUGAAGAUGUAUGUAGGUCUGAGCAAGAUGCAGCGAGAAUGGUACACCAAGAUUCUGAUGAAGGACAUCGACAUCCUGAACUCGGCAGGGAAGAUGGACAAAAUGCGUCUCCUCAACGUCCUGAUGCAGCUGCGCAAGUGCUGUAACCACCCCUACCUGUUCGACGGGGCCGAGCCCGGCCCCCCCUACACCACCGACCUGCACCUGGUUGUCAACAGCGGCAAGAUGGCCGUGCUGGACAAGCUUCUGCCCAAGCUCCGAGAGCAAGGCUCCCGUGUGCUGAUCUUCAGCCAGAUGACCAGGAUGCUCGAUAUUUUGGAGGAUUACUGCAUGUGGAGGAACUACUGCUACUGCCGCCUGGAUGGUCAGACCGCUCACGACGAGAGACAGAAAUCAAUCAACGCCUACAAUGAGCCAAACAGCAGCAAGUUCCUCUUCAUGUUGAGCACCCGUGCUGGGGGUCUUGGCAUCAAUCUGGCCACCGCUGAUGUUGUCAUCAUCUACGAUUCCGACUGGAACCCUCAAGUAGAUCUCCAGGCCAUGGACCGAGCUCACAGGAUUGGUCAGAAGAAGCAGGUGCGCGUGUUCCGCUUCAUCACGGAGAACACGGUGGAGGAGAGGAUCGUGGAGAGGGCCGAGAUGAAGCUCAGACUGGACUCCAUUGUCAUUCAGCAAGGCAGGCUAGUGGACCAGAACCUGAAUAAGCUGGGGAAAGACGAGAUGCUGUCCAUCAUCCGUCACGGUGCCACGCACGUGUUCGCGUCCAAGGAGAGCGAAAUCACGGAUGAGGACAUCGACGCCAUCCUGGAGAGAGGGGAGAAAAAGACAAUGGAGAUGAAAGAGAAGAUGUCCAAUAUGGGGGAGAGCUCACUGAGGAACUUCACCAUGGAGAACGAGAACAGCGUGUACAACUUCGAAGGCGAGGACUAUAGAGAGAAGAAAAAGAUUGUCACAGAGUGGAUCGAGCCCCCGAAGAGAGAACGCAAGGCCAACUACGCAGUGGACGCGUACUUCAGAGAAGCCCUGCGUGUCAGCGAGCCCAAAGUGCCCAAGGCUCCUCGGCCCCCCAAACAGCCCAAUGUCCAGGACUUCCAGUUCUUCCCCCCACGCCUGUUUGAGCUUCUGGAGAAAGAGAUCCUUUUCUACAGGAAGACCAUCGGCUACAAGGUUCCCCGAAAUCCCGAGAUCCCCAAUUCAGCUCAGGUUCAGAAGGAGGAGCAGAGGAAGAUCGAUGAGGCAGAUCCGCUGUCGGAGGAGGAGCUGGAGGAGAAGGAGAACCUCCUCUCUCAGGGCUUCACCAUUUGGAACAAGCGCGACUUCAACCAGUUCAUAAAGGCGAACGAGAAAUGGGGGCGGGACGACAUCGAGAACAUCGCCCGCGAGGUGGAAGGCAAAACUCCGGAGGAGGUCAUGGAAUAUUCCGCGGUGUUCUGGGAGCGGUGCAAUGAGCUGCAGGACAUUGAGAAAAUCAUGGCUCAGAUCGAGAGGGGGGAGGCCAGGAUCCAGAGGCGCAUCAGCAUUAAAAAAGCACUUGACACAAAGAUCGGCCGCUACAAGGCCCCCUUCCACCAGCUGAGGAUCUCCUACGGCACCAACAAGGGCAAGAACUACACGGAGGAGGAGGACCGCUUCCUCAUCUGCAUGCUGCACAAGCUGGGCUUCGACAAGGAGAGCGUGUACGACGAGCUCCGCCAGUGCAUCCGCAACUCCCCGCAGUUCCGCUUCGACUGGUUCCUCAAGUCCAGGACGGCCAUGGAGCUGCAGAGGCGCUGCAACACCCUGAUCACGCUGAUCGAGCGAGAGAACAUGGAGCUGGAGGAGCGGGAGAAGGCGGAGAAAAAGAAGAGGGGUCCACGAACAUCGUCGGCGCAGAAACGCAAGGCGGACGGGACGCCGGACGGUCGAGGGCGGAGAAAAAAGCUGAAGAUGUGAGACCACUUCCAGGCCAACGGCCAGUCCGGACUUCAGCGGAAAAACCGUAGUGUCGUGUGUUUAUUUUACGGGUUGUAACGAUGUACUGUAUUCAACUCCAGAACUGAACUUUGCUUCUCAAAUCGUGUGUGGUAAAUUAGGAAGGAUAGUACUUCAGAACAGGUCUGUCUCUUAGUGAUUUACAAAAUACUACAGCUGUGCUGGCUCUUUUUAAUUUAACCAUUAACACUUUGGGUAAUAAGAUAUUUUAUUUAUAUCUUUUUCAUUGAGUACUGCAUUCCAUUGCAUAGAACAAUAUGUACUGCUUAUUUUUUUUAAAGAGAUGUCCCACAUAUUCUGUUUUACCUUUAUUUGGAUUAGAACCUUCAUAACAAAUGGCACCAAUAAAUUCCUUUGUUUUUGUAAA
Messenger RNA from Conger conger (European conger), 3701 nucleotides. RefSeq names its product SWI/SNF related, matrix associated, actin dependent regulator of chromatin, subfamily a, member 5 (gene smarca5). The record is from RefSeq and is a predicted model, not a curated record. Gene Ontology annotation, biological process: nucleosome organization; regulation of transcription by RNA polymerase II. Gene Ontology annotation, cellular component: nucleus; chromatin. The coding region runs from base 221 to 3295 and encodes 1024 amino acids. Gene Ontology annotation, molecular function: ATP hydrolysis activity; histone binding; ATP-dependent chromatin remodeler activity. The transcript has 24 exons. NCBI's taxonomy places the organism in Eukaryota, Metazoa, Chordata, Actinopteri, Anguilliformes, Congridae.